AUGGAAAACAAAGUUGACAAAUUCAUCGAGCGGGCUGAAGAAGAUGCUUUAACUGUUUCGAGGGACGAAGAAAUAUCCAAGGAAUCAGAGAAUAUCAGGAGGCAUUCGACAUCAGAGACACUAGCAUCUUCAGAUGCAUCCAGUAGCUCGGUUGAUUUAUCCACCCAGUUUGGCAGAAUCCAUACGCGUAAUACAGAGUUGGACUUGGAGCAUCAACUAUCGACAAACUCCCAGGCUUUAAGUCGAAUUGAAACACAACGUCUCCAACAUGCGCAUACAGUUGGCAGUACUAGGUCGCGUGCCUCAAAGGUACCAUUGCCAAACUUUGGUGGAGGCAAGCCAUAUCCUCCUCAACUACCCAAUCGCGAGGAUUAUGUUGUAGAAUUCGAUGGACCAGACGAUCCGUUGUAUCCAAAGAACUGGUCGUCAACAACGAAAACCUAUACCAGUCUCAUGCUUGCAUUUACCAGCGUUUGCUCAACUUUUGACUCUGCCAUCUUCAGUGCCUCUUCCAAUAGCGUCGCUACGUACUUUGGCGUCUCGUUGGAAGUCUCAGUCCUAUCCAGUACCUUAUACAUCAUCGGCUAUGCCUCAGGGCCACUUCUCUGGGCCCCACUGUCAGAGCUUAAAGGCCGUCGCCCCGGUAUCGUCGUCGCUAUGCUUGGAUUUGGCAUUUUCAAUACCGCAGUUGCAGUCUCGAAGGAUAUCCAGACCCUUCUGAUCUGUCGCUUUUUCUGUGGCGUUUUUGGAAGCUCUCCACUGGCCGUUGUCGCGGCAAUAUUUUCGGAUAUCUAUGACAAUCAGACUCGUGGUAUUGCCAUCGCCUGUUUCUCUGCUAUGGUUUUCUUAGGUCCCCUUUUAGCCCCUUUCAUUGGCGGGUUCAUCAACAUGUCAAUUUCCUGGAGAUGGACAGCAUACAUCCCAGCUUUGAUGGGCUACACUGCGUUUUUGCUCAAUCUUUUCUUCCUCAAGGAGUCAUAUCCGCCAGUCGUCCUCGUUGAAAAGGCGACAGAGUUACGCCGCCGUACGAAGAACUGGGGAAUCCAUGCAAAGCAAGAAGAGAUCGAGGUUGACCUGCGAGAACUGGUGGUAAACAACUUCUCUCGUCCAAUCCGACUGCUCAUUCAAGAGCCUUUGAUUCUUGCCGUAACUAUCUACCUGAGCUUCAUUUAUGGUCUGCUUUACUGCUUCCUGACAGCUUAUACGAUUGUUUUCAAAGGCGUAUACGGGUUCAAUGCAGGACUAUCGGGACUACCUCUACUAUGUCAAGUUGUCGGAUUGAUGAUUGCUGCACUAUACAUCAUCCUCUCAGCCAAAGCCUACAAUCGAAAGCUGGAAGCUAACGGAGGUGUGCCUAUUCCCGAGUGGCGUCUUCCACCAGUCAUUGUUGGGGGCGCUCUCUUUGCAGCAGGGCUUUUCUGGUUUGGAUGGACUGGAUUCACCAAGGAGAUUCAUUGGAUCGUGCCCACUUUGAGUGGAUUGUUCACGGGAUUUGGUCUGUUGAUCAUCUUCAUUCAACUUUUCAACUACCUGAUCGACACAUACCUUAUGUUCGCCGCAUCGGCAAUCGCAGCAAACACCUUCUGUCGUUCAAUGGUGGCAGCGAGUUUCCCAUUGUUCUCCCGUCAGAUGUUCGAGGGCAUGGGUGUACAGUGGGCAUCUACUCUUCUUGGAUGCGUUGCUGCAGUUCUAGUUCCUAUUCCUAUUGCCUUCUUGCUGUUUGGAAAAAGGUUAAGAAUGAAGAGCAAGUUCGCGCCGAUUUCCGAAACGGUUCCAGAGUCGCACGAUUUUGAACAAGCUGAAGUUGGCGAAUAG
Molecule: messenger RNA, 1815 nt
Organism: Penicillium taxi
Lineage: Eukaryota; Fungi; Ascomycota; Eurotiomycetes; Eurotiales; Aspergillaceae
Product: MFS transporter
Exons: 3
Coding region: 1-1815 (604 amino acids)
Biological process (GO): transmembrane transport
Molecular function (GO): transmembrane transporter activity
Source: RefSeq, a predicted model, not a curated record